UGUAUUCGAAUAUCAAUCGUGUAAUACGUGGUAAAGUUCAAAAUGAGUGCAAUUUUUAUAGGCGGAUUUCUUUGCAUUCUCUCCAUCUAUAUUUCCGAUGGAUCACCAAUCACAAAUGCUGCCAAAGAAGCUCCAAUUUCAGAUGAUGCAAGCUCAGAUUACACCUCGAUGAUUCGAAUGUCAGAAAUUAUCAGCAAUGUGAUGACAUCGAAUGAUCUCAGAUCUGAUGACAAAAGGACUGUUAGUGAAUCUCUGUGCAAAUCGAUGCUCAUGAUAUUGAGUACUUUCAAGGCAGCAGGGACAUUCAGAUCAGACAUGACUGAAACAAAACACCUGACCAACGAUCAUGAAGCUCAACAAACCAUAAUCAGAAAAAUUUCCGCUACUUUUCAGUCGUGCCAGUCGCACGAGGUCAUUAAAAAUUAUACCCAAUCUAUAAAAGAAAUAUUUGAAAGCACUAUAAAAGAAAAUCCAGAUCUGCCGAUAGAUUUGCAGAAUAACGAUAUUAAAAUUGAUUUGUUACAAAAAGACGGUUUGAAAUCAGAUCACACGAAUUACUCGAGAAGUAUCAGCGACGAUCUCUACAAAGUCCAAGAUGACACUCCGGAUUUUGAGAACUUGGAUGACAGACCGUCAUUAGGAGAGAGAAACUCCAGGGGGCAGAAGAGUAAAAUAGAUUCUCCCAAACUAAAUUCCAAGAUAACUUUUGGCAGGUAUUCGUUGAACGAUAACAAGUUUGAUAGGUCAUCUAAACCAGUUGCUUAUGACGAUAAUAUGGCGAGUAAAAUUUUCUUAUUUGAUAGCCAAUUCGGUGGUCAAUCGUUUGAUCCGUUGUUUAAGGGAAGUAAGGGUAAAGGCCAAAAAACACAAUUUUUAUUCGAUGACGAGCCAUUUGCAGGCAAUACAAAUAUACAAAAUGAAUUUAUGGCCAAAGUAAUGAGAGAAUGGGCUACAAAAAAGGUUCAAGAAUGAUACGAAUACGUGAGAAACUCGUAUUAGAAGAUUUAUGUUGAAUUUCUGUGAUUUUUUUUAAUUUGGGUAAUGCAUAUACGUUGCUGUAAGUUUUUCCAUUGUCCAAAAUUUUUUGUUUUUUCAAUAAAAAAUUGAUGGGUAAAUUUUUCUACUCAUUUCUUCUUUGGUUUUGUUUGUUUGUUGUUUUUUUUUAAAUUACUUUUACAUUUUGGCAACAAAAAAAUGCAUCAUUUUGAUAUGCUAUCUGAAAAAAAUUUUCUGUUAAAUACGUAAGAAUAUAACUUAUUUUUUUUGGAGUCCCUGCUUUUGUUUGAAAAUUUUUUCGUCAAUUUUAAUCAGGUUAAUGAGAAAUUUGUCGUCAUUUAUCAAAACCAUUAACCCGUGAAAGCUGGGAAGAACUUCGCGUAUUUAGCUUAUUUGAGCAAGAAAAGUUCCACUUUUCAAAAAAUGAUUUGUGAAAUUUGAAAAGAAAGUCCAAAUUACAUUUGAUAAGUACAUAUUGUUUUUUAUGUUUUUUUUCUGUUUUCAUUUUUUAAAUAUUAAAUGGAAAUAUUAGUAAGUAGAUAUAGUUUUUAAGCGUAUAGUUGUACGCGAUACCACCUCGAGUAGUAGUAUGACUCAAUGAUGAUUCAAUUCUGUAAGUUCAUUGGAUUAAUGUUUAAAUGUAGCCCAAUUCGUAAAGAACACAGCGAGUGUAAAUAUAUGUAUGUACUUCGAAUAUGUGAAAUACUGAAACAAAAAUGGCAUUCAAUGGUACCUGAAUAUUAUACGAGUAAUGUUAUCACAUUUAGUUGUACACUUUUUAAGCAUGAAUAAAAAAAUUCCGACGAGAUAAUUGUGCUCAAAUUUUUAGAGCUUCUCCCAAAGGAACCUCCCAAAAUACAUU
This is a messenger RNA of Planococcus citri (citrus mealybug), 1858 nucleotides long. RefSeq lists its product as uncharacterized. Lineage: Eukaryota; Metazoa; Arthropoda; Insecta; Hemiptera; Pseudococcidae. The transcript has 2 exons. The coding region runs from base 43 to 972 and encodes 309 amino acids. The record is from RefSeq and is a predicted model, not a curated record.